AUGUGUUUUUUCAAUGAAAAUAUCCAUCAUCCACUAACUAAGGAGUGGGACCGUGGUUGCCGUCAAUUGAGACAUGACCAUUUUGACUGGGUCAAACUGCAUGUUGGCGGGGUCUGCAGAGCACCAUGCGUCUCUGGGAAUUUGGAGCGUUGUAUUCCCAAGAACACCUUUGAUGCUUCAAAUGAUUUUUGGACAAAGUUCAAAAAAGUUGAUGAGGCAGUGCUGUUUUCAACGCAAUACUGUUACACGCACAAUCAGCAAUGUCGCCUUGACAAAGGGAGUGACUUAGAGGUAGCGGGCUUACCCUGUUGGGAUUACAGUUUGGUGGGCAAGCUCUUGGGUGAAAAUGGUCCCACCAUCGGGGCUUUUCUGACCCAUGCAAAGCGUCAUGUGGCAGUCGGCACACCUUUGAUCAUCAUCGAAAACGUCAAGGUACAGAAAGACAGGCCACUCUGUUUGAAGUACUUGCUGACGAAAAGGGAAAAAGAAGUCCUGCAAAAGCUGAAAAAGGACUACAAAAAGAGGUGGCCCGAUGGAACCCGGCUUCCUCUGGAACCUGAAGAAGAAGAUGGGCCGUCUGCCUCAGAGCCAGAAGAGACAAAGCGCAAAGGGAAGAAUCCAAAGCCAGCUGCGAAAAGCAAGGCAAAGCAGAAGGAACCAAAGAGGAAGGCGAAGAAGUCAGAUAGUGGUCGCACGGUGGAUACGGAGUACUACAAUCAUCCAUCCCUGCAGGACAUGCCUAACUGCCAUUUCAGAUUGUGGCUAUCCACAGCGGAACCCAACAAGUUGAACAGCUGCGUGACCAAGAAAGUUGAACGAGAAGUCCUGUUCUUGCUGAUGGCUUUCUGCUUUGGGUUUGGGCCGAGCGACCCACCGACAGAGAGAAAGAAGGAAAAGAUGCUGGACACAGUGACUCAGGAGUACAAGCGAAGAGGAAAACCUUUGGCCCACACAGGCUGGGGCCCAGAAGAAGUGAGGGCAUACAUGGUGGAGUAUAUGAAAAAGGUGCAGCCUGGAGGUGACAUCGGAGCCUACUCACGACAGCUUCCGAAAAAGAUCUCAUCCACCCAACCUGCACCCCUACCAGACUGGGUGAAGAAAAGAAAGAAGAAGGGCUGUGAAGAGGAUGAGGAGGAGGCUACGGAAAGCGGUGAUAGUGGGUCAGAGGCAGAGGAUGAUGAUGGCGUGGGUGAUGAAGGAUGGAUUGUGGUGAAGAAAAAACAGAAGUACUACCUUACCCACAAGCCAACCAAAGAAACAGUUGAGCUGGGCUCUCCAGAAGAAGACUCGGUCUGGGAAGUGAGGAAUGACAAAGAUGAAGAAAUGGAUUACUUGUGGCAGGACGGCAACGAUGAUUUCGAUGAAAUUCCGUGCAGGGAUUUUUUCAACGAAGUCAAGGCACCGGAAAAGCCCAAAGAUCUUCGCUCUGACAAGCCGGAGCCAUUGAAAGGAAUGAAACCAAAACAAGGAGCUGAGACCGGCAAGCAGAAGGGAAAGGUAAAGCAGGAGCACGACAACAAGAAGGACACGCAAGAGGAAGAAUUUGGUGCUGACAGUUCAGAGGAGGAAGCAGAAGCAAGCAAGACUGAUGAGAAGGAUUCCAAGCCCGCCCCAUUUGUGGACACGGAUGGCUCAGGGAAAAUGUACCUGAUUUUUCCUGUUGAAAGCAAAGAAUUGAAGCUACCCGUGGACACCUGCCAAGAUUGGGAGGUGACCACUGAAGGCACAGGUCCUGAGACGAGGCAUUGGCUAAAGUCAAAGUCUGGCAAGGAAAAGAGCAGGGAUUGUGAGGUUCUUAUGGCAGGCAGGAAAGUGAAAGAUAUUACAGACGAAAGCAGGCUACUCAAAGUCAAGGCAGCACAGGAAAGGCAGACAAAGAAAGGCAUGACAGACAGUGAGGCUGAAGAAGGUGGUGUGGAGCCAGAAUGGAAGAUCACGCUUCGUCAGAGUAUUGAAAAAGAAAUGCGAGAAGACCUCGAGAAAAGAAAGGCAGAAGAGAAAGCAUUGAAAGAACAGAGGGAGAAGGAAUUGAGGGAGAGGCUGGAAAAUGAGAGAGUUGCUCAAGAGAAAGCAGCCACCAUUAGCCAGAAGGAAAAGGAUGCGGCACGACAAAGAGAAAAAGCAGCUGCAGAUGAGAAGCGCAAGCAAGAGGAUAAAGCCAGGAUGAAAGAGGAAGAACUUGCAAAGGAGGAGGAACAGCGUCUUAGGAAGAAAAUUGAGGAUGAAAUGAGGGAAGAGCUGCGACAGAAACUUGCAAAGGAGGCUGCAGAAAAGGAGGCGGCUGAGAAAGCCAAAGACGCAGAGAAGAAAGAAAUGGAUGAAAAGAAAGACGAAAAGACGAAGGAUGAACCGAAAGACGAAAAGCCAAAGAGUGAAAAGCCAAAGGAUGAAAAGGCAAAGAAAGAGGAAAAAGAUGAAAAAGAUGGAAAGGGUGAGAAGCCGAAGGGGGAGGCAGCUGGGCCGUUUGCCAAGGGGCGUAGCGAAGUGGAUGGAUGCAGAAGUGAAAGAAAUGAGAAAACGGGAUAG
Messenger RNA from Cladocopium goreaui, 2526 nucleotides. Lineage: Eukaryota; Dinophyceae; Suessiales; Symbiodiniaceae. The record is from the annotation of a GenBank genome assembly.